AUAGAAGAAUACAAGCCAACCGAAUUCAAUUAAGUUUUUCUUCCAUACAUCUCAAACUUGUAGGCUAUAGCUUAGGUUUGUUAGUGCAAGAAGGUCCAAACAUGGAGAUUACAAUUAAAAAUCUGAUCAAAGUUGAAGCAUAUUUGAGAUCUUUUGCUUUCCUAACACUAUCGUUGGCUGCCAUUGUAAUGGCUACCGAUAGACAAACUAAGAUAUACUUUGGUGCUUAUAAAAAGACUGUUGAUUUUAGGGUGGCUACCAUUUUCAAAGCAUCGAUGUACGUUUAUGCAACUGGUGCUGGGUACAGUUUAUUCCAACUAGUUCGAUGCUUGGCAUUUACUGCUACUAAUUCAAAGGUUGAUAAAUUAAGUUUAUCCAACCAUAUCUUAAAAUGGAUUUAUUUUUUGCUUGAUCAGAUUGCAGUGUACGUUGCAUUUGCUAUAGUAUGCGCAUCCAUUGAGAUUGGAUUCCUAGCACUAACUGGCAACAAUGAACUCGAGUGGAUGAAACUUUGCAGCAAAUUUGUACGUUUCUGCUUUCAUUUUGGUGGCUCUGUUGCUUGUGCCUUUGUAUCUUCCGUCCUAUUGGCUCUCAUUUCUGCCAUUUCCUCCUUCAGUCUUUUUACAUGGUAUUCUCCUAAUUUCUUGUGCCUUAAACCCAAGAAAAUUGGUAUUGCUUCUACUAAUAUUAACUAGCUAAGCUAGUUUUGAUACGCUCAAUUAGAGUAAUAAUUAUUGUCUUUGGGCAAGAUCUUGAGUUUAGAACUCAUAUUAUAGAUCUUUCUUUUCCCUUGAUCUAUCUUGUGAUCCAGGAAAAAAAACUAGUUUGGCUGAUAAAGUGUUCUGGUUAUUUAUCGAUUAGUAAUGACGGGCGUAAAGUGUGAACUGAUAAUUGUACAUAAAAUGCAUAUAUUGUAUGUAAUUAUUAGGAGUACUUUGCGUUAUGUAUCGAGGAGAAACAAGAGAUAAUUUUUUUUUUUAUUAAUGAUUGUUUUGAAAUUCGGGCUAAUGAUGAGUUAAUUGUUAUUCUCGAGUCGGGCGAUUUCUUUUGGUUGUGCUCUCCUUUAUGGGGUAUGAGUUGCCGUCUUUUUUCCCUCUCCAUACCCUGUUCAUAGUUUUUUUAUGAGCGGGAUACACUGGGUAAGAUGAUGAUGAAUCAAUUGUUAAACAUUAAAGAGAUUGAGAAUUAAAGUUUGAAGAAGAAUUAUGAAGUUUUUGAUGUGUAUGUCAUGUUCCAACUAAGUGAUAUAUUUGGAAUUUUAAAUUUUAUUAAAAAGGUAUUAUAAGUACUUUUUCAUUAGACUUUUAAAUUUAUUUUUUCUCUAAUAAUAAUCAAUAAAUAAAAGAAAAAAUUAUUGUGAACAAUACAAUCUUUCAUUAACUUACCUAUAAUAAUAUAACUUUUGAUUAAUCCGAAAUA
Amaranthus tricolor (Joseph's coat) is the source of this 1419-nucleotide messenger RNA. Its product is annotated as CASP-like protein 2C1. Lineage: Eukaryota; Viridiplantae; Streptophyta; Magnoliopsida; Caryophyllales; Amaranthaceae. The transcript has 3 exons. The coding region runs from base 102 to 695 and encodes 197 amino acids. The record is from RefSeq and is a predicted model, not a curated record.